Oldenlandia corymbosa var. corymbosa is the source of this 5544-nucleotide messenger RNA. NCBI's taxonomy places the organism in Eukaryota, Viridiplantae, Streptophyta, Magnoliopsida, Gentianales, Rubiaceae. The record is from the annotation of a GenBank genome assembly.
CGAAAUUAUCAAAUGAAUUUCUUUUAGAAAGAAAGAAAGGACAAGAAUGGCAUAAAGUUUCCUUUAACAACUAUCGUCACAUCACCACCACCUUGUUAUCUUUCAUACUUUUUAAGGUUUUUACUUUUCCCAGAUUUCUAAAGCUAGAACGCACCAAAAGCAAGUCCAUUUUCCUUGCUACAGAAUUAGCUGAAGAACAGAAGAAGGAAUGGAGGAUGAUGCUAACCGAUAGUAAAAUUGGAGGCCUCGAGUAACAGGGCAGUAGAGGAGCUCAAAAUGGGAAGUGAUCAAGGAACAAAGGAAAGAGAGAAGUGGUUGGAAGAAGGGUUGGGAAAUUCCAGCUAAGAACACUCAACAGAUGAAUUUUAAGGCUCUUUACCAAUAAAUAAGUGGUUUGAAUUUUUGUCUCCACCAUACUAUUUAUGAAUUGCAGAAGCAGAAUGCCUAACCCACAUUUACAAAGUUCUUGGAGAAGCACUAACUUGUGCAGGGAGUAAAAUGUGGUGAAUUUUGAAAAAAAUAUAUGUAAUCAAUGUGAAAGAAACUGCUCGUGAUUUGACCCCUUUCAGGAAUCUGGAAGCAAGUGCUGUGGAUUAUCUUGUCAUAUGGGAUGGAUUCUGGUUUCCCUACGAAUAUGGAUGGGGUUAUUCACAAUCUCAACUUGUUGGUUUCUCUGUGGAACAAAUACAUUGAGAAGAAAAAAUCAGGAAGGCUUAUGCAUCGAGCUCGUCGGUUGUUUGAGCCCACCUAUAAUUAUGAUCAGUUAUCUCGUUCUCUCACUGAAAAUGUCAAUCAAAUCCAUCAGGAUUGGAUUUUCCUGAAAAUGCUAGUGAAAUCCGUUUACAGCAGUGAUGCACCUGUGUCGAUGCAGAAUGUAAUUUCUGUCAUCGAGAAAAUUGAUCGCUUGGCACAUGAGAUUUUCUGUUAUACUAGUUUCUGCCUUGAUCAAUAUAAGAAGUACUACCUGAAAAAGCCUCAAGAAAUACUCAGUUUGCUCUGCGACUGCCAGAGAAAGACUGAUGUGCUUGUCGAGGUGGACAUUCGAGAAGCUCUAAAGGAUCUGUCAAAAUUAGAAUUUCAUGCACGUUCUCCUGACUCUUACUUUUGGAAAUCAUUUUUCCCUGCUGUAGAAUUCAAUCUGUGGUGGUCAUUCAAGGAUGACAAAUGGUUUUCCCCGUUUGUAGAAGAGAAUCUGUGGUGGUCAUUCGAAGAUGAAGCGGGUGAUAGUGUUCUUUUCAAAAAGCUACGUUUCCUCCACAGUGAGCUGAAAUCUAUUCGUGGCUAUUUGGGUAGGCAUGAUUAUAUACUGGGAAAUCUUACCUCUCAUGUCCGUGAUGAUCAUGGAGUUGAUGCUUUUCUCACUCAUGUUGCAUCUGUGGUUUUGAGGAUUGCUAUCCAGUGUUGUAAUUUCUGGUUCAAUAGAAAUGACCCUCAGACAGCAAAAGGCUUAGUAAGUGAACUUGUAGAUUUGCAUCACCAGAUCUCCCUUGCAAAUCCUGAGUUUGUACAGUGGUACCUUAGAUUCCAAGGGUCUCUUUAUAAAUUCAACUCUAACAUAAGUGAAGAGGAUGGGUCUGCCUCGGUUAUUCUGUUUUGCCGCUAUCUUCUCAAUUCACUUGCUAAUGAGGAUCUUAUGAAGGAGCUGGUCAACCUGGUUACCCUUUCCUUUAACAGUACAAUAGAGGACGGCGAGGAGGAUGUGGACCAUUUCUUUGCGGAGAUUAGGGCAUUGCUAGCAGAGGCAACCUUUUAUAAUCGAAUGGUACCACAAGAUCGGCCACCUGAUUCUGAGGUUCUAACAAAAAUUUUACUCCUCAAGUUAGAGUUUUUUUCUCAAAGAGCAACUCAAGAUUCGCAUGCUUUUUAGUGAUGACAUAUUUUUCAAGUUAGAUAUGAUCCUUACCGACUUGACAGGAUAUAGCAAAGAUCUGUGUCAACAAAGUAACACGGAGUUUGUGAAGCAGAGUUUGGUACUCACUGAAGAACUCGCGCAUGAAGUAGAACUCUUUCAGGAGCAACUUCAUUCCAAGAAAUUACCUAGUCCUUCGGUAAAACACUCACUUCUGCAGUGGCUUUUUAGAAUAAUCUUUUUUAAGGCUGAGUUAUAUUUAACGGAGUUAUUGAAGAGUAAUGACACUACCAUAGCUCAUAGAAGGGAUCAACUUCAAUGUCUUGUUGAGGAGCUUAUAUAUCUCAAAAGGAUUGUAGAAACUAAGCUGCCAAGGAACUCAUUAGUUGAAGAAUCAUUCAUGAUACAACUUGAAGCUUUUGCUAGGGGGAUAACACUUCUCUCCUACACGUAUCUCCCUUCCAACAUGAAACUGGAGAAAAUGGUCCUCUCAUUGCCUCAGUUGAUGGAUAAGAUGAACAUCAUCAAGAGUACGCUCCGGGAAAUAAGUCAGCAGUUUCCUAAGUGCAUAUUCCCCAAAACCUAUGGAGUGGGGUUCCUCAAUUAUCUAUGCAGAAACUUAUGUGAACUCCUGAAACGUGAUCUUGAGUCCAUUACCCCAGCCAAACAUCAUUUUGAGGAAGUUCUGUUGCGUUUGGAGUCUUUAAAAUCUUUCCUCGAGAAAGUAAAGGAUUCAGAUGUCCAGCUGGCAGAAUUAAAGGAUGUAGAGGAACGCGUCAUAGGUGCAGCAUAUAAAUUGGAAUAUGUAGUUGAUUCAAUUGAGGUUGAUGGUCAUUUGCAGCAAUCACUAUGGUUUUGUGAUGUGCUAGAGGAAAUUAGAUGUGUUCAUCAACAGGUGCUCAACACCCAUGAGAUGUCCAACACUGGCGAAGUAGAAAAGCUCCCACUGAUAUCAUCCCCGAUUGUAUUAAGAGAUGCUACACCAGAAAUCAAUGAACAGCUUGUUGAUCUUCUUGAUGAAGAAACGAUAAUAGUUGACCGCCUUACCAGAGGAUCCUCACAGAGGGAUGUCGUUUCAAUUGUUGGCAUGCCCGGCAUUGGUAAGACGACUAUUGCUAGAAAAGUUUACAAUAAUCCCAAUGUGGCAUGUCAUUUUCACAGUCGUGCAUGGUGUAAUGUUUCGCAAACAUACUUGAAAAGGGAAUUGUUACUUGAACUAUUAAGUAAUCUAGCUGGUCUUACUGACGACAUGGUUAACUUAACUGACGAUGAUCUCCUGUCUAAACUAAGGCGGUGCUUGUUGAAGAAUAAGUAUAUGAUUGUUAUGGAUGACAUAUGGGACACUACAGCCUGGAAUGACUUGGAAAAUUGUUUUCCAGAUGACCACAAUGGAAGUAGAAUUCUGAUAACCAGUCGUCGCCAGGAUGUAGCCUCAGAAAUCAGACCUUACAGUGAUCCAUAUCCUAUUCGUCCAUUUUCAGAUGAGGAGAGUUGGAUACUCUUAAAAUAUAAGAUAUUCAAAGGUGCAGCAGAUUGUCCCGAAGAUUUGUUGGAAGUUGGUAUGGAAAUUGCUCAACAAUGUCAAGGAUUACCACUUGCAGUUGUAACGAUAGCUGGUGUCCUCAAGAUGUUAGAAAAUAACAAGGAUUCAUGGACAAAAAUCUCGAAAAGCUUAAGCUCAGAAAUAAUCAGCAAUCCAGAAAAUCGCUGCAAGGAAAUUUUAGAACUGAGCUAUAAGAACUUGCCUGAAUAUCUAAAAGCAUGCUUUAUUUAUUUGGGAGUUUUUCUUGAGGACAGAGAUAUUCCUGUGACCAAGUUGAUACGCUUUUGGUUGGCUGAAGGGUUCAUACAAGUGACUAAGUCGAAGAGUUUGGAGGAGGUCGCAGAGGAUUAUCUUUCGGAGCUGAUUAACAGAAGCCUAGUGAACAUUCACAAAACAAGAUCGAAUGGAAAGGUCAAAGUAUGUCGUCUUCAUGAUCUAUUGCGUGAUCUGUGUCAUUUGAAAGCUAAGGAAGAGAGCUUCCAUCAUCUGGUGAGCCGCCAUGAUGAACCAUAUGCAUCGCUCCCUGAUUCAGAAUAUGAUAUGGACCUUGAUAGUGAAAAUGUUGUAGCUCCUACAAUAUUUAAUAGCUACAGGUUGAGCUUUUGUGUGAAACGACCACAGUUUAUUGAUUCCCGACCUUCUGGCCCUCUUGCUCGGUCCUUGACUUUCUUCCCAUCUUCUGAUUCAGAGCCUAAAUGUCCUUACGACUUGUCCUUCAUUUGCCAUAACUUCAAGUUACUUCGGAUUUUGGACUUGGAAUCUAUCAUGUCAGUUAGCUUUCCCGUUGAAAUAGGACUAAUGAUUCAUUUGAGAUAUUUAGCUGUCAGCGGUUAUAUGAAAUCUAUUCCACCAUUCAUAUCCAAGUUGUGGAAACUUGAAACGUUGGUUGUGAAGGGAUUGCGAAAGGUCAUCUUACCUGGAACUAUUUGGAGCAUGGUACGGUUGAGGCAUCUUCAUGUGAAUAAUCACGCCAUUUUCAGUUUGCCAGGGAUUGAUGAAGCGGUAGGGAAUUCGCCUCAUUUGGAAAAAUUGAUCAGCUUUUCUACCCCAUCACUGUCCUCCAAGGAUGAUAGAUGGAGGAUACUAAAGAGGAUGCCUAAUCUCCUCAAAUUGAGAUGCAUUUUCUGGAAGUCUGAGGUAUCUUCUGAAAGUGGCAGUGAGUUCAUAAGAUGGAAUUUCUUAACUCAUUUAGAGUCAUUAAAGAUUAUCUGCUUUGGUGGAAGUCCAACAUCUUAUGAUUUUCUCCUCCCACAAAGUCUCAAGAAACUGACACUAUCAAAAUUCUGCCUACAAGAGAAUCAUCUUUCUGUAAUAGGGGCACUACCCAAUCUCGAAGUUCUGAAAUUGCAUGCUGGAACCUUUCAGGGGCAGAAAUGGGACAUGAGGGAAGACGAAUUCGAGGAACUCAAGUACUUGGAAUUAGAUGCAAUGAACCUUGUUGAAUGGGAUGCCUCUUAUGAUCACCUUCCGAGGCUCCAACAACUCAUAUUAUCCAAUUGCAAGGAUUUGCAGAGAAUUCCAUCAGACUUCGCCCAUAUUGCGACACUGCAAAAGGUUGAAGUGCAUUGGUGCAGAAAGUCUGUAGAAGCAUCAGCAGAAGAAAUUGGGGAUGAAACACAAGAGAUCAAAGUCGUUAUCAAUCGCUAAUAACUAAAGUCGUGAUCCAGAUGGUGACUGAUGCCGCGGUACUAAUGCAAUUCCUGGAAGAACCCCUAAAAAGGACCAAAACAGGCCGAGGGAUGAGUUACAUGCUGCCCUCUUGCUGAUAAUUUUGGGAGUCCGAAAAACCAGACAGCAUGUACAUGAUAGCUUUAGAAUUCUGCCAGAGAUCACAUCAGUAAUGAAAACGGAGAAAGGCGGAUUUGUAUUACGAUAGCUCUGUGGUUAUGUGAACAAGUGAAAAUUUUGUAGUUGUUCAUUUUUCAGCAGUCAGUUUGUAUCAUGUUGAAAAAUUCAGAAUUCUUGUAAGUUUUUCAGUAUUUUUAUUGGAAUUUUAUCAUUUAGUGAGUGUCAAAUGUGGUUCAACUGUGUCUCAAACUUUUGUAAAAUACAGUGAUCAAAUCUGGUUUUCUGUCCAAACAAAGCGUUUGUAUCUGUAGGAGUCCAUUUCUGUGGAUCAUUUGAACUGUUAUGAAACUCAUAGGAGAAGCUC